Messenger RNA from Salarias fasciatus (jewelled blenny), 1777 nucleotides. RefSeq names its product fetuin-B. Gene Ontology annotation, cellular component: extracellular region. Bases 37 to 1326 code for a protein of 429 amino acids. The record is from RefSeq and is a predicted model, not a curated record. NCBI's taxonomy places the organism in Eukaryota, Metazoa, Chordata, Actinopteri, Blenniiformes, Blenniidae. Gene Ontology annotation, molecular function: cysteine-type endopeptidase inhibitor activity. The transcript is spliced from 7 exons. Gene Ontology annotation, biological process: negative regulation of endopeptidase activity.
CUGUGCUCCGCCGCUGUCCCGACCUGCGCCACCGCCAUGGACACACGCGCCGUCCCCGCGCUGCUGCUGCUCUUGUGGCUGCGCACCGCUGCCGUGCGCGCGGACGGAUUCUUGCUGAUGCCCGUGGAACUGGCUCCCGUUCCCUGCAACGACAAGGCGGUGGAGAAACUGUCUCGUCUGGCCAUCACCUACAUCAACGAGGAUCGCACCGAAGGCUACAAGUUUGCGCUCAACCGCGUGACAAACGUCCACCUGCACGCUCAGGGUCCAGCAGGCAAUGUGUAUUACCUGGACCUGGAUGUCCUGGAGACAAAGUGUCACACAGGCAGCCCAAAACCCUGGAAACGAUGUGACGUCAGACCAUUCAUGGAAACCCAAGUUUCUGGCAACUGCAACACCACCAUUCUGCACACACCGGAGGGCUACUCCUACCUGUACAGCUACGACUGCGCUCUAGUGCCAGAUCCCCCAGAAAAGCUCCAACAAACCUGCCCAACCUGCCCCACCCUUCUUUCUGUUGAUGACCCCGAGGCCAUGACAGCCGCUCAGGUCACGCUGGCUUCCUUUAAAAGGCAGUCCACUCUGGCUGCAGGACUCGGCAUUAAAAAGAUCACCAGAGCUGCAGUACAGACCAAGCCAUUUAAGGCCCACUUUGUGGAGUAUACGGUCCAACAGUGUCCAGAGGGUAUUACGCAUAGAGGAACAUGCCAUCGACUCACACUCAAAUCUGACACAGAGACUGCAGGUUUCUGCACAGGGUCGGUGCAUGGACAAAUGGACAUCGCUGAUGCUCAGGUGUCCUGUGAGAUGUUUAAAAUACAGAAUGUGGACGUGAUCCGACCUGUACUGCCACAGGGUCACGACUUCCCUUUCCCCCAAGAUCCUGAUAUUCCAACUUUCCCGCCUCAGACUGACAACAAGGGGAGUGAUGCACAGCCAGUGCCCUCGGACCCCACACUGCCCCCUGUCGUUCAGCCAACACCAUUCGACCCCACUCCUAUUGACCCUGUGCCCCUUGACCCUGCUGUUGUGGAUAACCCAUCUGUCUUUCUCUCCUCUUCCUCAAGUGAAUCUGAAGAAAGUCUAGUAAACCAGCAGCAGCAGCCACCCACUGCUGGAUUUGUGGACUCCUCCUCUGAGGAAAUUGCAGGCCUCGUGGCUCUGCGACCUCCUUUCGGCUUCCGCUACCAGAGGCGCGACCGCAAGAAACGUCAGGCUUUGGUGGAGACCUCACCCUCCUACUACCCAGUCUUUCUGUCGGACUUCCCCAGUGGUCCCUCCCCCUUCAGAUCUUGUCCUGGACCAGCUCGAUACACCACAGUUUAGCUGGGGUUUCUCAUUUAUUGAUUAAUUGUAUAACCAGAAAGAAAGAGCAUUAUGAACUAAUAUACCUGUCAAAAGCUUCAGUAUGUAUUUAAAAAUGCCUUCAAAUAUUUUAAAGAAUUUAAUAAAUCAUGCUGUCUGUUACUGAAUUGAGGUGCAGGACAUAUACUGACAGCUUAUUUGUCCUGUUUCGGUUAUCUUCCUGUAGAAAUGUGGUAUCUAUUGGCACAUCACUGAGUCCUGAUUUGGACCCAUCAAAAACAAACAUUGGAAACUGCAAGCAACACUAACAGCAAAUACUAACAAUAAACAUAUUAUGACAUGAAAGAGAUUUUCGUUACUAGAAAAGGUGUUUUUAUUCUAAAUGAAUGAUAUAACACAUAAUUUAACUCUGCAUUUCAAUAAGUUUAAAUACAUUAUUAUCAAUUAUACGGUUUUCAGAGAAGAGUCAACA